GUGGUGGCCUUAGUGGGAUUUGUUAUGCUUUGUAUUUCGUACCAACCUGAUGAGAAGACCUGCGUGCAGUUCACAGUAAAGCUCAUGUAUUUUCUCCUGAGUGCCCUGGCUCUAGUUGCCUGUGUUUUGGCAGUGGCUUUUGCUGCACACCAUUAUUUGCAGAUGACAAAAUUUACCUGCGAUACCAUCCUUGACUCCUGCCAGUGCAAACUGGACACUGCAGACCCUCUCAGUAGGACCUUCAUCUACCAGGACACAGCUGACUGUGACAGCCUCACCAGUGCGCUCAACCUGUACUUACUCCUGCAGAUGGUUCUCAAUCUCAUCGCAGCCCUGGUGUGUCUGUCGGCAUGCUUCGUGAUGUGGAAACACAGAUACCAGGUCUUUUAUGUGGGCAUUCGGUUCUACCCUUUAACUGCUAGUGAAGGCCAUCAAGAGAAAGUGUAG
Molecule: messenger RNA, 447 nt
Organism: Pterocles gutturalis (yellow-throated sandgrouse)
Lineage: Eukaryota; Metazoa; Chordata; Aves; Pterocliformes; Pteroclidae
Gene: SSPN
Product: sarcospan
Exons: 2
Coding region: 25-447 (140 amino acids)
Cellular component (GO): sarcolemma; dystrophin-associated glycoprotein complex
Source: RefSeq, a predicted model, not a curated record